Iphiclides podalirius (scarce swallowtail) is the source of this 282-nucleotide messenger RNA. The record is from the annotation of a GenBank genome assembly. NCBI's taxonomy places the organism in Eukaryota, Metazoa, Arthropoda, Insecta, Lepidoptera, Papilionidae.
AUGGAUGACGCCGCGGCCUCGUCCGCGGUGUUAAUCUACGACAACCCACCCGGAUCCAUCUCUCCAGAUGAGGAGCCCCAACUGGAGGCUAGCACGGGCGGCUCGUCGAUGCGUCAGCAUAACGGCGCGGAGAUUAGCCGGGGCUGGGACCGACUCAACGUCGUAUGCGACGUUGGCCCCCGAGGUGUUGGAACAGUCCCGCCCUGCCGUACCGUCGCCGAGCUACGCGUCAAUGGCCUCCGAUCCGCCGUCCCCCAAUGCUGCCAGAUCAGGUCCAUCAAA